Messenger RNA from Acomys russatus (golden spiny mouse), 2301 nucleotides. It is a transcript of the gene Tm9sf3, whose product is annotated as transmembrane 9 superfamily member 3. NCBI's taxonomy places the organism in Eukaryota, Metazoa, Chordata, Mammalia, Rodentia, Muridae. Gene Ontology annotation, biological process: protein localization to membrane. The transcript is spliced from 15 exons. Bases 71 to 1834 code for a protein of 587 amino acids. The record is from RefSeq and is a predicted model, not a curated record. Gene Ontology annotation, cellular component: membrane.
GGAUGUGAAUCGGCGGCGGCGGAGGAGGAGGAGUCGGUGGGCCGGCGCCGGGCCUGUGGGAGCGCGGAGGAUGAGGCCGCUGCCGGGCGCUCCUGGCGUGGCGGCGGCCGCCGCGUUGUUGCUGCUGCUGCUGCCCCGGGCUCGGGCUGACGAGCACGAACACACGUAUCAAGAUAAAGAAGAAGUUGUUUUAUGGAUGAAUACUGUUGGACCCUACCACAAUCGCCAGGAAACAUACAAAUACUUCUCACUUCCAUUCUGUGUGGGGUCAAAAAAAAGUAUCAGUCAUUACCAUGAAACUUUAGGAGAAGCACUUCAAGGAGUUGAAUUAGAAUUUAGUGGCCUGGAUAUUAAAUUUAAAGAUGAUGUGAUGCCAGGUACUUACUGUGAAAUUGAUUUAGAUAAAGAGAAGAGAGAUGCAUUUGUAUAUGCUAUCAAGAAUCACUAUUGGUAUCAGAUGUACAUAGAUGACUUACCAAUAUGGGGUAUUGUUGGUGAAGCAGAUGAAAAUGGGGAAGAUUACUAUCUUUGGACCUACAAAAAACUUGAAAUAGGCUUUAAUGGAAAUCGAAUUGUUGAUGUUAAUCUAACUAGUGAAGGAAAAGUCAAACUGGUUCCAAAUACUAAAAUACAGAUGUCAUAUUCAGUAAAAUGGAAAAAAUCAGAUGUAAAAUUCGAAGAUCGAUUCGAUAAGUAUCUUGAUCCAUCCUUUUUUCAACAUAGGAUUCACUGGUUUUCAAUUUUCAAUUCUUUCAUGAUGGUGAUCUUCUUAGUGGGUUUAGUGUCAAUGAUUUUAAUGAGAACUUUAAGAAAAGAUUAUGCACGAUACAGUAAAGAAGAAGAAAUGGAUGACAUGGACAGAGACCUAGGAGAUGAAUAUGGAUGGAAGCAGGUGCAUGGAGAUGUGUUCAGACCAUCAAGUCACCCUCUGAUAUUUUCUUCUCUCAUUGGCUCUGGAUGUCAGAUAUUUGCUGUGUCUCUCAUUGUUAUUAUUGUUGCCAUGAUAGAGGAUUUAUAUACAGAGAGGGGAUCAAUGCUCAGUACAGCCAUAUUUGUCUAUGCUGCUACAUCUCCAGUGAACGGGUAUUUUGGAGGAAGUCUGUAUGCUAGACAAGGAGGAAGGAGAUGGAUAAAGCAGAUGUUUAUUGGGGCUUUCCUUAUCCCAGCUAUGGUGUGUGGCACUGCUUUCUUCAUCAACUUUAUAGCCAUUUAUUAUCAUGCCUCUAGAGCCAUUCCUUUUGGAACAAUGGUGGCCGUUUGUUGCAUCUGUUUUUUUGUUAUUCUUCCUCUAAAUCUUGUUGGUACAAUACUUGGCCGAAAUCUGUCAGGUCAGCCCAACUUCCCUUGUCGUGUCAAUGCUGUGCCUCGUCCUAUCCCGGAGAAAAAAUGGUUCAUGGAGCCUGCAGUUAUUGUGUGCCUAGGAGGAAUUUUACCUUUUGGCUCAAUCUUUAUUGAAAUGUAUUUCAUCUUCACGUCUUUCUGGGCAUAUAAGAUCUACUAUGUCUAUGGCUUCAUGAUGCUGGUGCUGGUCAUCCUGUGCAUUGUGACUGUCUGUGUGACUAUCGUGUGCACAUACUUUCUGCUAAAUGCAGAGGAUUAUAGGUGGCAAUGGACAAGUUUUCUCUCUGCUGCAUCAACUGCAAUCUAUGUUUACAUGUAUUCCUUUUACUACUAUUUUUUCAAAACAAAGAUGUAUGGCUUAUUUCAAACAUCAUUUUACUUUGGCUAUAUGGCAGUAUUUAGCACAGCCUUGGGGAUAAUGUGUGGAGCAAUCGGUUACAUGGGAACAAGUGCCUUUGUUCGAAAAAUCUAUACUAAUGUGAAAAUUGACUAGACAAGUGAGACAGCCUGGAACUUCGGAUCAGUUUCUCUUUCAUGAGGGUGGAACUUGCACAGAAAAGAAGAAUAAGCGCAAGAAGAGAUUUGGGCUUAACACUGGGUACUUCGUGGGUCUCUCAUGGAUGGCUUAAUGUAACAUCUAUUUCCAUUGAUCCUAGGUUCUUACUGACUGCUUUCUCCAACUGUUCACAGCAAAUGCUUGGAUUUUAUGCAGUAGGCAUUCCUACAGUACAUGGCUAAUCUUCCCCAAACUAGCUCAUUAAAAAUGAAAUAGACCAGCUCUCUUCAGUGAAGAGGACAAAUAGUUUAUUUAAAGCAUUUGUUCCAAUAAAAUAACUAGAGGGAAACUUGGAUGCUAAAAUUCCAUGAGUAGAAAUCUUCCUGGCACUUGGCGUUUCUAUGUUAUUGAAAGAUGAUGCUCCAGAAAGAUGACUUUUCUCUUAUUUUUACUGCCAUUGUGGG